CUGGACCUGUGAAGGUAAUGGUAUGCCUUUUUCUUGUGACUUUUGCCUUCUCCCUUCUUACAGUCCUUGCUUGUUUGUUUUUUGAUUUUAAACUCCUUGUUAGUCAAUCCCAGUUCUGUUCCUCAAGGUCUAAAUGUCAGUUCACAUAGUGAAAACUGGGCUGUAUGGGUGUCACAUCCUGUCAGUGAAAUGUGAAGGGGAAGGAAAGAGUGAUCAGAUGCACCUUUUUCUAUGAGCGUUCCCAUUCUUUCCACGAGGCUUACCGUGUAACCUUAAAAAACAUAGUGCAACUCUAACCUACAGCAGAAUAGCUCAAAAUGGCAGGAUUUUUUUUUCCCCCAUGAUUAUUGUCUUAUAUUUGAGAGCUGAAAUCUUCCUAGGUAUCCCUGCCACUGUUCAACAGUGUGUUUUACUUAGGAUUUUCUCCCUUCUUAAAGAAAGUCUGCACCUAUUGUGACUCGUAAAUGAGGUUCUGCUCUUGGGCACGCAGCAACAUGUGCCUGUUGAUAACAGAGAUGAUGUGGUCAUGCUUUCUAGUGAAUGCUUAUAGUCACAAAUUUGCAGGGUCCCUACCAAGGCACUGAAUCCAGCAGCUGGAUCCUGUUCCAUUGGAGAGGGUUUAUUCUCUGGCUUACAUGGACACAGGCUCCAUUUUUGUGGAUAUCCUGUGGAGUCAAGAAUUCUACUGUUCAGAUGAUUUCUUCCUUUUUUCUACCCAUCCACACACACAUUCUGACCCUUUUCCACCACCUUGCCCCCCUACUUCCAGUGAUUGAAAACAUUAAAUUGCCUUAGUUGUGUUUUGUCUAGCGACUUAGCUCCUUAGGGUCUUGGGGCUGACACUGUAGCAAGUGGUGAGUAUACAGAGUGCACAGGAGUCUGAAACAAGUGACCUUUAAGGAUGCAAAGCAAGACGCAAAUUUGAAUAAAAUAAUAAAGCUUUAUCUUUGCCAGCUUCCAGUUAGAAAUUUGGGAUUAAACUUCCCCAGAGAGCUUCUUUUUGCAGGUUGCAUCACAUCUUGAAAAUUGUGAAGGCUUACCAUUCUGGAUCAGCUUCUGAUCUAAUUGGCUGUUUAAUUUUAUUCUUCCUGCUAGGGAAAGAUUUUCUAGUCCCAUGCUUUAUGGAUUUCCCCACCCAUCUAAUUGCUAUGUUUGCAAAGGCUGGUAGCAACACUUUGCUUUAAUCCAAGUGGGGCAAUUUUCUGGCAACUGUUUCCUGCAGUAGGAAGGGAGGAACUGGUCAUGUAGGACAUCUGAUGCUUUUUCUAACUGACAGCACUUGAAAAAGGCUUCUUAAGCUGAAGUAUGGUAUUGAGAUAAAAAUGGAAGGAUAGGCACCGGUGUGGAUCAGUUGGUAGGUUUUAAACUCUCUGUGGAUGGGCCUCCCAGUGUGAGCAACAAGAACCCUGCUUCUUAAGGCACCUUAAAUAUAUUUGUACAGACAGCAUUGUCUAAUAUGGCAUCCUAUAACAGGACCUGACCUCUGACAUCUUUUCAGGAUUUUUAGCUUUUUCCUCCACCAGCCAAGCUAAGAUCUUUAUGUGUGGUAGGUCUUCAAGGUUUAACUUUCUGGGUGUGGUGGGGAGGUGUGGCAGAUUUUGUCAAUAUGUACAAACGGGCAAACAGGAGUGCUGCGCCUGCCCUGCUUCUCCGUGAGAAUUUAGUUCUUAGUGAGAAUGAACGCAUUCUUUCAGUGUUCAUCAUUUACAGUAGAUGCAGGGGGCUAGCUUUGUCUUUUGUCCUUUUGGAGUAUCUGGCACGCUGCUGUGCUGCCCUUGUUUCUUUUUGGGACGAAAACCUUGGGGUUAGUGGGAAUCUCUGCUUUCUCUUGAUCCUGAGUUUCUUUCCUCUAUCGUGUGUGUCAGGCAGAGGUGUCUGGUGCAGCCCAGCAAGUCACCUGGAGAUGACAAAGUGAAAGAUUUCCCUCUCCCCAUGCUUUGUGUUUUGACUGUGUGACUCUAUGGCAUCCAGCAGGGCCCUUCCCCUCUCUGGUAAGUGUGCCAAGACUUGCGGAACUCAACUGCUCUUUUCCCUGCUGCCUUUAUAAUUACAAAAUCUUCUCAGCAGUUUUUCAGCUUCCCAGCUUUCAGGAAAUCUUUUACCAAGCACUUAGCUUUGCUUUGAUUUCCCCUCUCAGGAGAAACUGAGAACUUCCUCCCCACACCAAGAUAUUUUGUGUUUUUGGUGUAUGCCCUGUUACAUCAUAUACACAAAAUCUGUCCCAGACAGUAUUCUGAUGUUCUCCCUCCCUUUAGCUGAGAUCUGUUCUCACACUGCAAAGAACUAGGAACACUGUGGGGACUGAGACAAAGUUUUCAAAGCCUAGAAACUGCAAAAGCCUAUUUUGAGCCAUAACAGAUGCUACUGGACAUAUGGAACAGCUGAGGGGACUUACACUAGGACUAAAAAUGUUCUACAGAUCUUUAUGUCUCUGACUCAGUGGGUGGGUUUCCUAUGGAACUGGAAACAGGGAAGGGGAGAAGUGAAGGUGAAUGCGAAUCACUAAUGUUCAUAACUCGUCUCUGGAAAAUUUGCUGUUGUGAAAGGGGAAUAGCUUAUCUUGGGUAAGAUAGCAUUCUUAGUGGAUGAGAAGUAGCCUAAAAAUCAACCCUUAUAUUAGAAGAAGGUCAUGUUGACCUGUGGCUAACUUCAGGCUUGAGCUUUUCCAGCUCUGUGUAAAUCUGAGAAUUUGAGGUCAACAUGUAAACUUUUUAUUGGCAUAUUUUACUAUCUGUAAUGCUUUUACAAACAGUAAAAGCAGUUUGGGACUUGUGAGCAAACAGUCUGGUCAGUGGAUAACCCUGUGCCUCUUUCAGAGCACAGCUCAGCUUCGAGAGUUUGAGUAUUCCCAACCCUGCAGGGAUAGGACCGUGGUGGCGAUGGCUUGGGUCUGCUCUGCACCUGGCACCAUAGCAGUGUGUGCAUUAUGUGGAGCAGUAGUAAUGGAGAGAGAGAGGAAGCACUGCAGCUGCUUGAAGGAGCAAAGUACACAGUUAUACCAUCUUUGUCAAGAGAAUUCUGGGUAAUUUGGGGGAAGGGUGACGCUACGCUCGUGUUCUGUGAUGAUAAAAGGGAGUGAUUAUUAAGCAAAAGAAAAGAGAGAAUGAAGAAAAGACAAAAAAUCACUUCAUGCAGAUCCAAGAUACCGUUCCCAGAAGAAUCCCUACAUAUGUUAGCAAGAAGACAACUGUCUGCACAUUUUGCAGCAAGAACAGCGUGGCAACUGAUGCAGCACUGUGCUGUGAGCCUGCGGUAAUGUAUCUCCUGAAGGGAAAGCUGUGGAGUGCAGUGCUGAUGGGCUUAAUCUGCUGGCUGCCAGAGAUCAGAGAUCUUCCUUCUGACUCCAGGGAAGCUUUCCUGCAAGACCCACGACUCAAAGCAAGCAAAUGACUAGCUGUAGGGUCACGGUUGAGUAUUACAGCAUCCCCUUUUGCAGGGACAGCUGGCUGGAAAAACUACAGUUCCCAGCACCCUUUUGUACAUGUCCCUGCAAACUACAGUUCCCAGAACCUUUUCAUGAGCCAGGGAGGGUGUACAUGGAAGUAAAUGCCGAGGAAUUUUGCAUAGCACCCCAUACUUUCAGAGAGCUGGCCAGCCCUCGGUUAGUGAAAACUUAAACAGAGGAAAAGCCAGGGAGCAUUGAGGCUGUGGUUUUGCUCACCCCUCAUUACUGCAGCGCAGAGCAUCCUUCUCGCCCUGGGCAGACGCAGGGAGGAUUCUUGCCCCUAAGGGAAACACGGCUUCUGCGGAAGGAGAGCAGACAAACUACAGAUCCCAGAAUUCCCUGGCAGGCAGCACCUGCGGCAGUCCCUGCAUGCCAGGGGGGAUGAGGAUGUGGAUGGAGGGCGGGGAAGAGAUGAUGGGUGCUGCGGGGCUGCACUGCGGCUGGGACCCUCCCCCGAUUGGUGCCCAGGCCAAGUGGGUGAGGCUCAAUGUGGGGGGCACCAUCUUCCUUACCACCAGGCAGACCCUGUGUCGGGAGCAGAAAUCUUUCCUGUGUCGCUUGUGCCAGGGCGAGGAGCUGCAGUCGGACCGGGAUGAGACCGGUGCAUACCUAAUAGACCGGGACCCUACUUACUUUGGACCCAUCCUGAAUUUCCUCCGUCAUGGGAAGCUGGUCCUGGAUAAAGAUAUGGCUGAAGAGGGAGUCCUGGAGGAAGCAGAGUUCUAUAACAUCGGCCCUUUAAUCCGGAUAAUUAAGGAUCGACUGGAGGAGAAGGACUACACAGUGACUCAGGUGCCUCCUAAGCAUGUCUACCGUGUGCUACAGUGCCAGGAAGAGGAGCUCACUCAAAUGGUUUCCACAAUGUCGGAUGGAUGGUGCUUUGAGCAGCUUGUGAACAUUGGCUCCUGCUACAACUAUGGGAAUGAGGAUCAGACAGAGUUCCUGUGUGUGGUCUCCAAGGAGCUGUACAGCUCUCCCAAUGGUCUGAGCUCUGAAUCCAGCCACAAAGUCAAGGGAAGGACAAGAACAUAUGGCGUUGCAUGACAUCCUGUAGACACCUAGAUUCAAGAAGAGGCACUAGCAACUGAUGGAAGCUGUUGGGCAGUGGGAUCACAACACUUGUAAGGAUAGCCCUUAUAUGAUGCUCCAGAACAAGACAAGUCUCUUUGUCCCCUGACCCAGAGCUGUCUUGGCUGUGGGGAAAGGCCCCUUUCUAUUUUAGCGUCAUGACCACUGCUUCAUGCCCUUGUGCGUCAGCCAGAACUGCCAUGGCUCAUCUUGCAAGUGUCUCCACUCUUUCUUCCCUUUGUCCUGCAUGCUGGCCCGCAGAGCACAAAGGAGGACGCGGAGGAGGAAGAACAGGAGAUGGAGGAGGAGGCAGAAACAGAAGAGAAAGGUGCAGCAAAUCCUUGAGGAAAAAAAUAGACUAAACCCCAAGCAUAGACCCAUCCACCUUUCUGGUGAGAACUCACAACUAGCAGCAGGGAAGAACUAGGGCAGGUGUGGGGUGGAGGGGAAUUUUCCCAGGGAGCAGGAGUCUCUCUGGAGAUAAAGCUCAUAGGGAGGAGUCAUUACCUUGGCUGCUGCUUUGUGUUUUUAACUGUUUGAUUUAUUUAUAUUUUUGUUUGCAGACUGUCCAUGUACUGGACACUCCUUCCUGCUCCCCUCCGUCUCCAUCUCCGCACUGUAACCUUCCUUGGACACCCUAUCCCAUUCCCCAGGCUCCAGCAUCCUCCCCUCUGCUCUCUUUGCCCCUCACGGCCUCCUUCCAGCAGACUAUGUUCCUGUCUCCCCUCCCAAACCCAAGAUUCUGUGUUCUCCCUGCUCAGGGCCCCAUCUCUCUUUGCUCCUCACUUUUCCUACUCUGCAGGUAUGUUACCUAUCUGCACACUCAGAUCCUGCCAGUUUGAGCUCUGCAUGAGUGACUCACAUCCUUCCUUCUUGUGGAUAAAGUCCUGGUUUGUAGAGCCUGGGGAGGGGGAAAGCAGGGGGAGGCUGAGUCAUUCCUAAGGUGGUUUUUCUGAUUCUCAUCAUAUAUGUGCCUUCACUUGCCAAGCAGAUCUUACAGCUCUGGACUGGAGGCUCUGGCAGCAGCAGGGAAAGCACAACUGGGAGUAAGGAGGAAGGCUGGAGAAGAAUGCAAAGCAGGCUGGGGUGGCACAGGGGAAUGCCUGCCGUGUGGCUGCCUCCCAUGCAUGCCAGAUAAUUUCUCCUGAUUGCCAUCCAUUCCUGCAGCUCCUUUGCCACUCCCUGCUCAUGCUUCCCUGGACUUUCCCCCUGCCACCUCUGCCACAGUGACAGUGCAGUGGCAGAGGGUGGUGAAGGUGCAGUGGAAGCUGUGGGUCCCUGCUCCAGAUGUUUCUGCAGCUGUGCUUGAAAGGAGACUCUGCUCUGCCUCCUACUGAGGCAGGCUGCCCAUCUGCAGCUGAACAAAGAAAGCUUUCAUAGGAGGACCCCUCUCUCUAGCUGGAAAACAGAUUUCUUGUUGAACUGGUGGUGCUCAGUGCCACUUUCUGUCCUAAUGGGGGUACUUGUUAGCUGGAUGGCAUUUCUCACUUCCUCUGUUUAAGAGCCUCCUUGUUCAUGGCUGUGGGACCUGAGUGUUAUUCUCUUAAAAGGCAGUGUGUGUAAAUCAUAGACUUCUCCCUCUUUUUUCUCUUUUCCCCCCACCCUCAAUCCUCUUCCUUUCCUUCUUCAUUUCCUUUUCCCUUUUCCUUUUCCCGUUUUCCCUUUUCCCUUUUCCUUUCCUUUUUCUUUAUAUCUUGUUUCCUCUGUCAUGUGCUCUUUCCCUUUUCCUGUAUCUUGCCCUCCCCUACAGGUUCAGUUGAUUUUUUAAUAAUUUUUUGAUUUGUUUUUUUUCUCUCUCUCUCCUUCUCUAGCUGUUACAAGCCAGAGGCCUGAGGAUGUGAUCCUGACACUACGCUCUAGCCUUUUUAUUUCUGCUUGAUAUCCUUAUUUUUGUAAGGUAGCAUAUGGCAGCCCCUUUGUGCCACAGUGACACCCACAGCCCCCUUCACUCUCCACACUCAGCUAUUGACUUUUACAAAGCCAUCUCUGCCCGGAGGAGGACAGAUGCAGGGGCUGGAGCCCCCUCCUUUGCCUAGCAAAAUGGCUUUCUUUUAUGUCACAGUGGCCCCUGCUGGGGACAUCGGUGAUCAACCACUGCAGAACUUUGCUCCCUUCCCGAGCACCGGUGCCCAGAUGUGGUGGCACCUGCAGUAGGACCACUCCUUGCCCGUUCAGAGUUGCAGGCAACUGGUCUGGGCUUUUGCCCAGAGGGCAAAUGCAGAGCCGCUGCUUUUUUUUUUCUGGGCCACCUGCGCUGCUGGUGGAGUGUCCUUGUCCUGGGUGUCACCUUGAUGGUGUCUCUCUCCCUGUCCACUAAACCUCUCCUCACUGGAAGGGUGAGAGGAGGCAGGUGUGUGCUGCCUGGGUACCUGUCGGGGAUGCGCUGGUACUUGACAGAAGGUCUGGUAGGACAAGAGCAUCCCUGCCUCAGGGAGCCAGGAGUUCACUUCACUGCUGAGUCUGAAGAUGCCAGGUUGUAGCUCCUAAAUAAAUCUCACACUUUCUUCCUC
This is a messenger RNA of Numida meleagris (helmeted guineafowl), 7023 nucleotides long. It is a transcript of the gene KCTD17, whose product is annotated as potassium channel tetramerization domain containing 17. The record is from RefSeq and is a predicted model, not a curated record. Gene Ontology annotation, cellular component: cytoplasm; Cul3-RING ubiquitin ligase complex. Bases 3815 to 4489 code for a protein of 224 amino acids. Lineage: Eukaryota; Metazoa; Chordata; Aves; Galliformes; Numididae. Gene Ontology annotation, biological process: protein homooligomerization; proteasome-mediated ubiquitin-dependent protein catabolic process. The transcript is spliced from 8 exons. Gene Ontology annotation, molecular function: cullin family protein binding.